Molecule: messenger RNA, 1309 nt
Organism: Paecilomyces variotii
Lineage: Eukaryota; Fungi; Ascomycota; Eurotiomycetes; Eurotiales; Thermoascaceae
Exons: 2
Coding region: 136-1242 (368 amino acids)
Biological process (GO): protein refolding
Cellular component (GO): cytoplasm
Source: RefSeq, a predicted model, not a curated record
GCAAGGCGCAUUUUCGAUAGCCUUGUUCAAGCGCAUCUUAUUUUUUCCCCUUUAUAUCUACGCUGUGCAAACUUCGUCUGUAGAUAGGAGUCUAAUGACCUUGGCAAGAAUAUCAACUUCACUACUACUGCUAUAAUGCCUCAAACUAAAUUCUGUCACGACUAUUAUCUAAUCCUCGAAAUAUCGCAGAAGGCAGAUAUCGAGAGUAUCAGGUCGAACUACAAGCGUCUCGCGAGGCUCAAGCAUCCAGAUAAGAAUCUUAAUAACCCCAAUGCAACAGCAGAGUUUCAACUGAUCCAGGAAGCAUACUCGACUCUCAAAGACCCUGUUAGUCGCAAACAAUACGAUGAUCAGUACAAACCAACGAACCACUCCCACGGGGAGUCUUCCCAUACAGGGUCCCCGAAGAACACUACAGCGGGCAACGAUUAUGAGAAACGUUCUGCAGAACGGCACAAGAAACUUCAAGAGCUCAACGAGCAACUUCGGGUGCAAGAACGCAACUUGUUCGACUCAAAUCUUCACUUGACAACGCUGAAAAGAGAUGCGCAUAGGCUAGGAACAGAGAUCGAUAAUAUAGUUAGAAAGCAAGCGGCCAAAGGAACAGUAUGGGGAUAUGUCACCUCAUUUUUUGUCGGGAAGCCUCCGCAGGCAGACGAGCAAAAGAACGAACUGGACCGGGAACGACUCGACAAGAUGGCGGCGCUGAAAAUAAAAGAAAGCAUUAUUGAACGGCAACAUGCAACGAGUGAGAGAUAUGAAAAAUAUAUUCUGUCUAUCCGCGAGGAGAUUCAAUCAAUAGAAUUCGUGAUCAACAGGGAGAAGUUGGCAGAAGAACAGAGGAUAAAGACAGAACGGGCACGCGCUUUUUGGCAGAAAUUCGAGAGAGAAUUUGAAGAGAGCAGGAAGCAGCGAUCCAAACAAGCAGAGAACCAGAAGAAGUCAGAAAACGGAAGGACAGAGAGCAAAAGAGAAAGACAGAAGAAACAUGGAGCUGGUAAGAGAAAAGACUCAGCUCAAACAGGACAAAACCAACAGACUGGGACAGAAGCGAGCUGUCAUCAUAAAAUGUGGUGGGAUCGGAUCGACUGUCCAACUCUUUGCAGUCAUUGCUCGACAAUGACCUCCCGGUUUGCAUUUCAGUGUCGUGGUUGUGGCAAGAAAGCGUGUGCAUCGUGUAGGGACUCUCUCAAAAAGAAAGUAAGAUUUCAGGAGUCCAAGUCAUAUUACGAGUAUGACUAGGUAUCCUUAUUGGGAAUGAAGCAAAUACUUGCCGUUCUUUGAUUACAGUUCUUUUAUAAAUUCAGGC